CCUCGCCCCACUUUUUGUUUGUUUUUAUGUGCUAUCGUCCCAAAAUCACACUUUGUGCAAGCCGUUUCGGCUCUGGCGCGUCGACGGCAGCAGCUUGCGGUUCCCGAGCGGGCAUUCGAGACAAGAGCAGCCAUGGCGGCAAUUUCAGUUUUGAUCAGCGCCGCCAGCCUCGUUUGUGCUCACGCAGCCGAGGCCGAUAAGCCCUUGGAGUUCAAUGGGGUCGUUGUGGCCGCGGGCCUUGCCGCGGUCAUUGCUACGGGGGUGGGCCUCAUGAUCUAUCAGACGCCCAAGGACAUGCGCGGGCCUGCCAAAAUGUUCAAGGUCAAGACUUUGAACGGAAUCGAGUCAUUGCCCCAGGUGAUCCUUCCCAACGUACUCCCCGCCGCGACUGUGACGAUGGUGGCCGUCCCCCUCAGCCUGGCUCUCGGCAUUGCCACUGGCACAACGCCGAUGACGGCUAUUGCCACUGCCAUCGUUGCCGGCCUCGUGAGCGGCGCCUUCGGGGAUUCGGCCUUCAACAUUGUGGGCCCCGCCGGGGCGCUUGUGGGCAUCCUCAUGCGCUUCACGGCCACAUACGGCGCAGAGGUCCUUCCAUGGCUCUCCUUGAUGUCCGGGUGCAUGAUCGUUCUCACGAUCCUUCUCCGUCUUCACGAAUACUGCAUGUUCAUGCCUAAGGCAGUCUUUGAGGGCUUCACUGUGAGUGUGGCGCUCACCAUCGGCUUUGGCCAGACAGACUUCGCCUUGGGCCUCAGCUCGAAGGCCCCGGUCAAGAUUGAGGGUCUCGAGCUCUCCCCGGGGAUCUGGAAGUUGGGCGCGUCCAUCAGCGCCAUUUCAACCAUCCAGGCACCGAGCACUAUAUUCUUCCUUGUCGGCUUCACUACGAUGUACGUUCUCUUCAAGAUAAAGCCCUCGAUCCCCUGGAUGGUGCCCUUCGCUUUCGUUGCUUGUCUCAUUGGCGCUCUGUGCGACGAGGACGCGCUGGGUGUCGUCCCGCUGGACCUCCCCAAUUUGAGGUCCAAGUAUGGGACUCUGACCUUCUGGGCGGUUCAGGGGUUGAAGCCCCUGACGCAGAUAGUUGCGGAUGCCAACGAUGGAGAGGGGGGCAGCUACGGGGAACUAUUGAUGGGUGCUCUCUCCGUCACGAUUGUGGCAGUCCUGGAGACGCUGAUCAGCGCCCAGAUCGCGAAGACCCGUUCAAAGAUGCCGUACGACGAUGUGAAAGAGCUCCAGGGUCUGGCCUUGAGCCAUUUUGCAUGUGGGAUCUGCGGCCUCAUGCCUCCCACCGGCGUCUUCGUACGCACCAGCGUGAACUUGUCCACUGGGGCCACUCACAAGACGUCGCAGUUCAUCCAAGGUUUCUUGGUCUUCAUAUUCGCCGCAGUUGCCAUGAAGUUCGUGUCCUACAUCCCCCAGGGCGGCAUUGCGGCCAUCCUCGUCAUGUCGUGCUUCCGCAUGGUGCCGUGGGGCUACGUGCAGAAGUUGUGGAACGAGCAGAAGUGGCACUUUGGGCUCCUCUGCGUGGUGGCUCUGGUGUGCUGGAUCGUCGACUCCGUGACCGGGCUUGUCGUCGGCACGAUGGUGGCCCUGCUCGUCACCGGCAAGGAGACCGCGCGCGCCCACGCAGAGGUCUCGAUCACGGCGGCGGGCAACAAGCGGCUCGCGGACGGGUCUCCCGAGAUGAUCUCCAUCGAUGCCCUCAAGGUCGACAAGGUGGACCUGGCGCGCAAGGAGCGGGAGGACUCGGACUCCUCGGAGGAUGAGUCCUCCGAGGAGUCGGAGCUGGAGUCGCAGUUGGCCAGCGCGAAGCCGAACUACUCGCACAUGGCGUACGCCCCCGAGUUCGACCAGUUCAGCCGCGCGGCGCCCGGCCGGCAGUACUCGCCCGGCAGCGACUUCGGCCGGCAGGAGAGCGUCACGCCCGAGCUGUUCGCGAGCGAGGGCAGGGAGACCCCGUCUCACGCCGACGGUGCGCGGCGACCGCGUCUUCCUCUACAAGUUCCUCGGGCAGCUGGACUUCUUGGCCGGGGACCGGCACGUGGAUCGCAUCCAGGGCAUCCUCAAGUCUGGGCCCAAGGCCGUAGUGCUCGCCAUGCAGAACGUGCCCUGGGUGGAUCCCGACGGUCUGGAGGCCCUGCGGGACAUCGUCGCGAUGCUCGACGAUAACGACGUGAAGGCCUACCUGGCCUGUCCCCGCCCGAAGGUCACAGAGGUCCUGGAGAUGGAGGCGUGGUACCAAGAGAAGAUGGGCAGCGACGAUUUUGUCCACUCCACGGAGAUCUGAAGUCUGCCCUCAUCUUCGCGGUGGGCAAGUCCCAGGGCGGCGCCGCCGCUCCGAGCAACAUGUUGACGGGCGCCUAACUUCCACGGGCAGGGCAAAGGGUGAUCCUCCAGGCUGAUCUGGGAAUUCCGGCCCGGUCGAGGGCGCAUUUUUCCAUAGGCCUCAGUUUUCUGUUCGUUUCGCGAACGCCGCGAGCCGUAGGCGAGAGAGCAGCCUGGAAGCUGUUGGCGAUCUGGAUGCAGUUCGAGCGGUUCGUAGUUGGACUCAUCUCGACGACGUCCAGGAUCCUCGGGGUGAAUUGUGGAGGGAUGUUUCCCGAGGAGCGUGGUUGUCGGCUGCCUUCCUGGGAGGAUGUCUUUCCAAGGGAGUCCAGGAUGAAAUCGUCUUGAGCUCCGUGAUCUCACACGCCCUUUGACUCCAAGUGGUCGGCGGAGUUUCAGACGUAUUUCAGAGGUCGGAUUUGCCUUCUAAUCAGAGGUCGCAAGCAUCAUGCCAUCGCACGGCGCAGUAUUUCAGGUUAUCUCACAGAGGCCUGCGUGGGCAUCAUUUCGGCUUCCUUUUUCAAGCUCCGCGGGUGACGAUCGUCACACUGAUUUUGAAGGCAGCGUGUUGUUCGGGGACGGGCAUGCGGCGGGUCCAAAUGAAGACAGCCGAGCUGCUCAUGUCUUUCGAGCACUCGCCCCAAAUAGUCAGAUCACUCGAGUUAAUCAUUUUUUCCGAAUCGUGCGAUGGUAGUCAGGAUGUCCUCGGUGCGUUCUGCACCGUCGAGCCAGUGUUCACAUCAACUGACCCUCCGUGCUGUGCCUCUCAUCAGAGACGCGAUCACGCGGUGCUCGGUA
Molecule: messenger RNA, 3117 nt
Organism: Prorocentrum cordatum
Lineage: Eukaryota; Dinophyceae; Prorocentrales; Prorocentraceae
Source: the annotation of a GenBank genome assembly